AAACCAGCUCCAGAGAAGACAGCUAAGAAGCAAAAUGGUAGACACACAAAAGGUGCUGCUAAUUUAAGGGGGAAUAUGGUCACCCUGACCCAGGACCAGCUCAACGCCAUAUUGGCCACCAUUGGGCAGGUGACACAUGGAAGUCAAGUGAAAGUGGACAUUGACCCAAACAGCCAAGAACUAAAAAUUGACACUGUUGAGGGAUCAGAUGACCAGAACAGUCAAUCAGAACACAAAGAUCAGAAAGAUGGGCCAGCAGAGACAUCUGGUGACGGUAACCAAGGUGACCAGGAGGGCACCUAUGUCCCAGGUCUGGGAUUGAUCAGCUUUCCAAAGCAACCUGCAGAAACAAAUCAGCAGACAGUAGAAAGAAUUAAUGUCAGUAAUAAAAAUAGGAACUCUGUGUCUGAUUCCCAGCAGUUAUCAAAGGAGACCGACACAAAGCCUAAAGAAGAGAGUAUAUAUAAUAUGCUGAAGAAACUUGGUGCUGGUGACAGAGAGAAAAAGGAGGACAAGGAAAACAAGCAAAAGGACAAAAGUGACAGGAAAACAAGGAAGGAGAAGGAGGGUGGUGAUAAACAGGACAAACUAAGGUCAAACGGAGACCAUAAACAAGACAAAGCGGAACCUGAACCAGACAAACAAGCAAAAAAGGAGAAGAAAUCUAGAAAAGCAUCAACCAAAGCUGACGACUCUGACAACAAAAAAGACCAUGUAUCUCCAGAAGCUGCUUUUGAGGACAAAGAGUCGGCACAGGAUGGGACUGGCGAUGUUCCUGCCGUGGCCGUCCUGGAGGCAAAAUUCUCCCCGCCUGUCCCCAGAGCUCAUAUGACCAAGGCAGAGCUGAAGAGACAGCAGUGGGAGGAAGAGAGAAAGGAACUAGAGGCUCUCAGCAGAAUGCCCAUACAUGCCACAGCAGCAUCUACUCCAAGAACAGCAGCAGACGACACACGUCAUGCAGCACUGCCAUCUGGUGGUGAAACACAAAACAAUGCUGCACAUAUUCCCAGGGGUCACAUGACCAAAGCAGAACUGAAGAGGGCUCAGUGGGAGCAAGAAAAGAAAGAAGCUAAUAAACUCAGUGAUUAUUAUUUUGAGAGCACCCAUCCAGCUUCCAAGACAAGAGAUGUGAAAGUCGCUCAGUCUGACACAACCCAAAUGCCCAAAUCAGAACUGAAAAAACAACACCGAGAACAGGAAAAGAAAGAGAUUCAGGAAAUGAGGUCAAGCAAGACAAGCCAGUCCAAAACCAAUGCAGCUGUGCCCUCUACUGGUGAUGAUGAUGCUUAUAACCAGGGACAGUAUGUACCCGGCCUGGGUUUUGUUCCAACCCUGCCACAGCAACCAGCUGAUAUAACUCAGAGACAAGUGGAUGUGGCUGUGGGGUCAGUCGGUGUCCAGCAGGCAGGGAGUGACCACCAACAGCCAGUCACACUGACCAGUCCACGAGUCUUUCAACCAUUAUCCAAGGCUGAACUGAAGAGACUGCAGUGGGAGAAGGAAAGAGCUGAGCAGGUCCAGGAGUACAGUCCUUGGGGGAAACCAGGAGCAGGUGCCCCUAUACGCAGUAACUCUGGCACUGUGCUGACUGACUAUCACUCUAGACUGGAGCAUGUAAUGAGAAGAUCACAAGAGGAGGCUGCUUUGAGGAAGUUACAGCAACAACAACAGUCACAGCAACAACAACAACAGUUACAACAACAACAGUUACAGCAGCAACAACAGUUACAACAACAACAACAACAAGUACAACAACUACAAACACAGGCAGCUUCCAAUGCUUUUGUUCCUGCAGCAAUGAGAAGCAACUUUACACUGACAGGUGCAGCUGCUGAAAGUGAGAGGUUUUUGUCUUCUAAGGAUGAAGAAAAAAGGAGAUGGUUAGAAGAAUUAGACAAGCAGAGGACAGAGAAACAGAUGCAGAAACAGAGAGAGAAAGAGCAGCGACAGCAAACAGAUCAGGAUACAUGGGCCGACAAACUGAGUCUAUACCAGACUGCCCAGCCUUCAUUACAGCCCCCUGCAGCUGUCCCUGGGGCAGUGUUAGAUGACCUCAGGGCACAGGUGCCAGGUUUGGAGACGGUGACCAGUCCCCGGCAGACAAGUGCCCCCCAGGUGGUUACUGAGAGUGACAGGUCCCACGUUCGGGGACAGGGGAUGUAUGUGGACGAACAGAGAAGGCAGCAAAUGGAACAGGAGAGGAAAAGACAGUUAGAACAUCAGCGUUCAAUUCAGGCGCAGGUGGAGGAGAAGCAGCGUCUGAAACGAGAGGCCCUGGAGCGCCAGAGGAUUGAGGAGGAGGAGGAGGAACGCAGGGUGAAACGGGAGCGAGAUUUGAUGAAUUUACAGUUCCAGCUGGACCAGGAGAAACUGAAGAAAAAAGAGAAAGCAGAGGAGGAUCGAGUGAGAGAACUGAAACGUGCCAUAGAUGAAGCCAAGGCUCAGGCAGAGAAGGAGAAGCAUGAGAGACGGAUGAGGAAACUCCAAAAAGGAGGGCAUGAUAUCUCUAACCUAAAUGCAAGUUUUGAAGCCAAACAUUCCCCUAGAACUGAAGUACCCCAGACUCAGGUACCUGGGUUGCCUUCUGAGCCAGUUCCAGGAGGUCCUGUCCCUGCAGCUGCUCCAGUCACCAUUCCACCUGCCUUUGUACCAGGGUUAGGGACUGUUUCAGUGCCAGAGGGUGUACCCUCUCAGACUGCUGUUUUGCCUCCCUCCCUUGUUCCAGUAAUUGGGCCUGGGGGCACCACAACAUAUAUUGCUCUCCCUCAGUCGUUUUCCCAGGCAGUAGUCCAGCCUUAUACAGAGAACCGUGUGCUGACCCCUUCCAAGCUGAGGUCAGGUGUGGGGAGAGAGUUUGGCACACAGACAGAUGAGGGCUUGUCUAGAGAGGAAAGUGUUCAGAUUGAGUACAAAGGAUCUGCUAAAGAGACCUCAAGGAAUCCCAAAAAGACAAAGGCUACAGUUAGAGUGAAAAGUGCCGAUACACACCGAGAACCACCAACAGAAGAGACGACAAAGCGUAAAAAGAGGCCACUGAAGGUUGAAGAGAGGCCUGCUUGGGGUGCAUCAGGAAAAAGUAAAGCCAAAGUGAAACAGUCUGAACGAGAUCCUUUCUUCGAAAAGAGAAAGAAAGCUCGAGAGGCAAAAAAGGCUGAAAGAGCCCAGCAGAUACUGAAACUGGUGGAGGCAAAUUCUCCCAGGGCGCUGUCUUCAGCGAGGAAUCAUGCAAGGUCCAAAUCGCCCCCUGUUCCUGCUCUCAGGUUAAAUGAUGGUGCUGAAAGAGGAGGUGCAGCCCAUGGGGACCAAUCGCAGAAAGGUGCUACAUCUCAUCGCAAGGAGGAAAUUUCCCACAGAGGGCAGGUCAGUAACCGCUCUGUCAGUCCAGCCAGAGGUACCACUCACAGAGACGCGCAAAUAAGUCAUCAGACUCACAGACCACAGACGUACAGAGCUGAGUCCCCUCCUGUCCCUGCUCUGCGUAACCAACAGAACCAAGGGAGAAAAUCGCCACCAGUUCCAGCACUGAAGCACAAGAUGGCCGCCGAAGAAAAGAGCCACAGUGAACACCAGCAAUCUCAUGUAGAUAUACUGAGGGUUGAAGAUUACCAAAAUGACUACCACAGUGACGCUUUCAGUUAUGACAAUUACAAACCAAAAGAGGUUGCCACUGGUGCUCCCGUUCGCACCAAGUAUGGUGAAGGGGAGCAGGUGUCCCCCGUCAACAACGCUUCAGACUUUGUUCCCUUCACGAGAACAAGUGAGGUCCUUGACCCUGCACAUGCAGAAUCCCCGGUGCCCAUGUCGCGCGAAGGCACGGAAGCGGAGAAAGCGCGUAAAGCCUAUUGGCAGGGGAGGAAGCCAGGCAAGUUUGGACAGCAGCUUGAGAACUACUCUGAUAGCCGUAUUGUGGAGGAGACCCCCAGCAGGACAGAGAGCAGUGCCAAGGAUCCUAUUCUAAACCCCAGCCUUGUGACAGACCAUCCCACACAGAGACAGGGGUACAUACUGGAACAGUUGAAUGGACUCAAAAUGGGUCUUCUUCAGAGACAGCGUGAGAUCGAGUCCUAUCUACCCACAAGUCAGUUACAGCGCCAGGACUACGAUGUCAGAGAUCAGAACUACUAACCAGGAAAAAUAGACUGGUAACUGCAUGCAAUUUCCUGUUUUAGUGAAAAGAUCUGAUCUGUGAACGUAUCUAGGUUAUUCAUCGCAUGAUAGUCACUUGACUGGUUAUGUGAUCACCCGUGAUCAGAUUUCUGUCAGUGUGUAUAAUAAACAUUACCAGAGAGAGUAGUUUUUACCUUAACCAAACAACUCAAAAAUUGCCAGAACUGUGCAAAAAGCCAAAAGCCUUAACGCAACAUUGACAGCUUUAACAGUUUUACACCUUGGACUCAUGGUCAUGUUGACCAGCCUUGACACUAGGUUGUCAGCCUUGACACUAGGUUGUCAGCAUUGACAUUAGGUUGUCAGCAUUGACACUAGGUUGUCAGCCUUGACACUAGGUUGUCAUCCUUGAAACCAAAGUUCAGUUGCCAUUACAACAACUCCACUGAUAGAUACUGUGUGUAAAGUGAACUAUGAAAACUGCUGCAUUUAUUGUGAUAUUAUUUGCAUCUAGAAAGCUUGAUGAAUGGUGAAAUACUGAUUAGAAACCAUGUGUGUUUAUACAUUGUAAAGUUAUGUUAAAUUUAAUGGGAGUUGUAUAUAUCUGGUAUUUCCUAUAUAUAUAUUUUAGUUUUAUAAAGAUAAUUAUUAAAAUUAUAUUUGUAAUGUUGUGUAUUUAUUUUUUAAUUCUGUGUAUAUAUAUUUGUAAAUGGCAACUUAGAGUGUUUGUAGUAAGAUAUAUGCAAUUGUGUUAAAAUACGGGUCUGUUAGGACAACAUUUGACAGUAUUUCCCCCACUUAAGAUCUUAAAGUCUAUCCACGACCGUGCCUAGGAGGCACGACCGUGCCUAGGAGGAGAAUCCAGCUGGAAACGUGUGGAAGAAUUAAAAAGAAUAGAUGAAAAAUACCCGUUAGUUAAAUGUUGGUCGUACUCAUAAAGUUGUUUUUUUUUAUUAUUUUUUAUUUUUGGGAGUGAUGUGUACUGAUGUUUGACCUUCACGCUAAUGGCAAAAAAGGUAAUUUAUUAGUUAAAUUUAUAUUUCUUUUUCCAGUGUAUAAAAGAUGUAAUUGUGUAAUAUAUGUAAUAUAUAUUUUUAUUACUAAAUUAUUAAAACUAUGAAUCUGAGCAGUGUAGUUAUUUUCCAGUUUAUGGUCAUACAUUAUUUGUAAAAAGAUUUCAAGAUAUUAUUUAUUUACAUGAAAUUAAUUGCCUCUUUCCCGAUGUAUAAUGGUAUUUCUAAAACUUGAUAAAUGUAAAAUGUUCCCAUAUUAAUUUUUUGCAUGUUUUGCUAUGCUAUACUAACUGAAAACCAUCUAAUUAUUCAUUGUCAUUGUCAUAUUGGAUGCUUUUUGGUGCUGUUUUGUACUUCAUAAUGCAGAAUAUUACCCACCAACUACAGAUAAUAAAUCAGUGAAAGUACUGAAGUAUA
Lingula anatina is the source of this 5537-nucleotide messenger RNA. RefSeq lists its product as uncharacterized. The record is from RefSeq and is a predicted model, not a curated record. Gene Ontology annotation, cellular component: microtubule; cilium. Gene Ontology annotation, biological process: cilium assembly. Gene Ontology annotation, molecular function: microtubule binding. NCBI's taxonomy places the organism in Eukaryota, Metazoa, Brachiopoda, Lingulata, Lingulida, Lingulidae.